CUGAGAUAGAGCGAGUGGUAGAUCUAAUACCAAGACAGCUUAGAGUUGUUAAUACUAGAAGUCAGCUUCACCAGGCAUUACGACAACCUAAUUCCAAUAUAUUCAUGACAGUUAACUCUGGUGCCGAUCACCCCAUUAUAGCUAUAGGCAGACAAGCACCAAGGAAUUAUUCGAUAGUAUUAUUUGACGAUCUAGCUAGUCUGGAGCA
Molecule: messenger RNA, 208 nt
Organism: Funneliformis caledonium
Lineage: Eukaryota; Fungi; Glomeromycota; Glomeromycetes; Glomerales; Glomeraceae
Source: the annotation of a GenBank genome assembly